AUUACGCAUUUGGUUCGGGACUACGUUUUCCGGCCUAAGUAUUGCACGGACCACACACGACUCUCCAUUAUAUUACAUGGGUACCGGCAAUCUUUAGUCAUCUGGCGCCGUGGCAGCGGGCAGUUGCUCCCAACUGGAAGAAGUUUCAAUCCCAAGCUUUUGAAUCCAACCUUAACAACCACUGAAACGCUAAACCAGGCCAGAUUGGCGUUUUCACAGACGUCAUUUUUCUUCUUCCUUUUCCUGCACUUCAAUCCUUCUGCAUUCUCAUUCACUGUUUUAACAACUGGACAAAAAAGGCUUGUAGUUGCCACCCCAGCUAACGCGCAAUAUGGCGAGUAGCGUUGACGCGAAGCUCUUAAGGGCGACAAAAUUCCCUCCCGAGUUCAAUCAGAAGGUCGACAUGCAAAAGGUCAACCUUCAAGUCAUGAAGAAAUGGAUUGCGAGCAAGAUCUCCGAAAUAUUAGGAUCCGAAGAUGAUGUGGUUACCGAGCUCUGCUUUAACUUGAUCGAGGGGCCGAGAUAUCCCGACAUCAAGUCCAUGCAGAUCCAGCUUACCGGCUUCCUCGACAAGGACACCGCACAGUUCUGCAAGGAUUUAUGGAACCUUUGCUUGAGCGCCCAGUCUAACCCGCAGGGCGUGCCUAAGGAGCUUUUAGAGGCGAAGAAGUUGGAACUUAUUCAGGAGAAGAUCGAUGCAGAUAAGGCGGCCGAAGAGUCACGAAUUAGACGAGAAAACCAAGAGCGCCGUGAGCGCGAGUUAUCAGAUAUCCGAGAUCGAGAACGCCGGGAACGUAGCUUCCGUGGUGGACGCGGCGACAACUGGCGCGGCGGUGGGAGACGUGGUGGCGAUCGAGCUUUUGGAGGUCGCGGUAGAGGAUUUGGUCGGGGCGGCGAUCGAUCUAUCUCUCCCCCGAGACGAGAGCGGGACUCGUACCACAACAAUCGCGACCGCGACAGAUAUGUGCCCCAAGACCGACGCGGCAGUCGACAGGAAUUUCGACGCGGUCGCUCCUCAUCCCGCUCUGCAAGUCCCGAGUCGAGGGAUUCUCUGUCUCGUUCUCGAUCGCGUAGCACGGCUAGUGAUCGUAGCCGGCGAUCACCUACCCCACCACGCCGUCGUUCUAGAGGCCGCCGGUCACCGCCUCGCUACAGGAACUCAGCAAAGCGAGAUCGAUCUCCAGUGCGAGUAAGAGACUAUAGGGGUCGUAGAGUCGGUCGCAAAAAUACCUCCUCACCAGACAAUGGAAGCAGGUCUGAGAGUAGUAGAUCCCGUUCGCCAGCGCCCAAACGGCGCAGGUAUUCGGACUCCCCUAGCCGCUCAAGGUCUCCACCACGUCGAGACACGCGACGGCUUAGCCGUUCCCCAUCAUCUUCUCCAUCACGAUCACGCAGCCGUAGUCCCAGACGAAGGACAGUCCGCGAACUUAUCAGUCGCAGCCCCUCGCCCAACCGUCGUGGGAGAUUAAGACGAUCUCCAACUCGAAGUCCAACGCCGUCCGAAUCAUCGGAGGAAGUAAGGCGGCCACGAGAGAGAAGUCGGCGAAGACGCAGAGAGGAUAGCAAAGCUAGAGACGUCCCUUCGAGAAAGCGGAGAUACUCUGCUGAUUCCCCUCGCAACCAUGACAGAUCAGCUGAUAUUUCGGAAGAUGAAGAUAGACCCCAAUCCCCAAGACAACACGCGGCCUCGACGGCCGAUGAGGUUGGUUCCUCCUCUUAGGGCCUUAGGGCGUUCGUCUUAUAAUAUGAUUGAUCAGACUGAGAACUGACUCUCUCAUUCUUCAUCAGACCAAGACUCCGCAGCAGCGAGCCAAUGAGCUACGAGAAAAGCUUCUGAAGGAGCGAAUAAAGAAGAUGAGAAGCACCUCAAGUAGAGACAACGUCAAGGGGUGAGGCUAAUCUUCCUAGACUCGCAGGAUUUGCAGACCCGGGCCAUCCAAGGAGGCAUGAUUAGGCCAAUUGGUGUCCAGUUUGACUCUAUCUUUUGGUGAAGGCUUCGAGGUCAGUAACACAAAACAAGCAUUGCGUUUUAGCUUAUGACUGUAUGGCAAAUAGCAGAUAGAUGAUGAGGCAAUAGACUUACUACCAAGGCUCGACUUCGAAUGAGUGCAUAUGCUAUCGUCUACGCAGUUUGAUAAGCUAUGAUCUAUAUUUAUCACGUUACUAGCUUAAUAAUAGCUUUAUGACGGUAUGUUUAAGCCUAGUAUUAUUAAUACGGGUGACUAUACUAUUGAUGCUUUUAGUGAUUACUUAUACAGUCCGGGGUAAAGUUGCUUUGGUGGAAAUGACCCAAUGUUCAUCUGUUCUUUAGACUUAUAGCAAGGAAUUACAUGCUCAUUUAUACCACGUUAGUACUGUGAACUGCAGUAGAAUAUAUGUGCCCAUUUCAAGACCCAAUUGUCUCAGCA
Annulohypoxylon truncatum is the source of this 2408-nucleotide messenger RNA. RefSeq lists its product as uncharacterized. The transcript has 4 exons. Gene Ontology annotation, biological process: mRNA processing; regulation of mRNA splicing, via spliceosome. Bases 332 to 1720 code for a protein of 462 amino acids. Gene Ontology annotation, molecular function: RNA binding. The record is from RefSeq and is a predicted model, not a curated record. Lineage: Eukaryota; Fungi; Ascomycota; Sordariomycetes; Xylariales; Hypoxylaceae. Gene Ontology annotation, cellular component: spliceosomal complex.